Molecule: messenger RNA, 1146 nt
Organism: Sorghum bicolor (sorghum)
Lineage: Eukaryota; Viridiplantae; Streptophyta; Magnoliopsida; Poales; Poaceae
Product: predicted GPI-anchored protein 58
Exons: 2
Coding region: 140-928 (262 amino acids)
Source: RefSeq, a predicted model, not a curated record
AAAUGGGUCUCCUAUUGGAGACAGCCUCAAGCCAAGGCCUGGGUAAACCAGCUGCUCUUCUUCCCCCCCUUCAGAGCUCUCGCUCACACUCUCACUGACCGCAAGCGAGCAGGUUGCUCCGAGGCCCGUGCCCCACCCCAUGGCCCCUCACCGCCUCCUCCACCUGCUCCUCCUCGCCGCCGCCAUCACGGCCGCCUGGUCCCAGUCACCAGCCACCGCGCCGUCCGUCUCCCGCUCCGGCGCCGCCGCGCAUUCCCCCACCUCCUCCUCCUCCUCCUCCUCUACCGCCGCCAACGCCCCAAGCCCCUCCUCCUCCUCCAAGAACAACAGCCCCAUCUCCACCGCGCCCGCCGCGUCGCCGUCCCAGUCCCGCAACACCGGCGGCACCAAGCUCACCUCCCCGGCCGCCUCCCCCGCGCCCACCACCAGCCAAUCCCCGUCCCCACCGACCCCAGCCCCCAUCACCUCCUCGCAGCCGCCGGCAUUGCCGCCCCCGGCCACGGCGCCGUCGCAGGCGCAGGCGCCCGUGAGCACGAGCGCUCCUCCGCCGGCCGCGUUCUCCCCACCUGUCCCCGCGCCGACGCUCCCUCCCCCGGCCCCGGCCCCGUCGCCGUUGUCGUCGUCGUCGCCUCCGGCCCCGGCGCCCGUCCUCCUCGCCGCGCCCGCGCCGUCCGUCGUCACGGCGGCGCCCGCGCCCAGCAAGAAGCCGACGAAGAAGAAGCACGCCCCCGCGGCUGCCCCGCUCGCCGCCGCGUCCCCGGCCACCACCACCACCACCACCACCGGCGCCGGCCUCGCCCCCGGCCCUGGCCCCUCCACCGCCGACAUGAUGAGCGGAGCGGCGCGGGGUCGAGGCGGGGGGACGACAGCGGCGGUGCUGGUGCUGGUUCUGGUCGUGUCGCUGACGGUGGGUCCGAUGGUUGCGUGAGGAGUGGUGGAGCCCCACCUGUCAGGGUCGAGAGAGUGGUUUGAUUUGUUGUGAUGGGGAGCAGCAGGAGUACGUGUGUCUGCAUGAGUUGGCCAGCCACUGUAUUUUGUGCUGCAGUGCAGCACGUUAUUCUCUGCAUGGACUUGAGGCCCGGAAUGUACUAGUGUGUUACUAUUGCAGAACAUUUUGAUGUUUGAUUAUUACUUCUGCUGUGCCUA